Toxoplasma gondii ME49 is the source of this 2554-nucleotide messenger RNA. Its product is annotated as NEK kinase. NCBI's taxonomy places the organism in Eukaryota, Apicomplexa, Conoidasida, Eucoccidiorida, Sarcocystidae. The record is from RefSeq and is a predicted model, not a curated record. The transcript has 8 exons. Gene Ontology annotation, molecular function: protein kinase activity; ATP binding. The coding region runs from base 323 to 1174 and encodes 283 amino acids. Gene Ontology annotation, biological process: protein phosphorylation.
GACGUAAAGUGGCUCUUUGCGUGCCCUUUUUUCGCGAGUCUUGUGCCUGGGAUAUCCUCGUCAAAAACUUUUGUAGGUGGAAAUCGCUCUCGUGUGUACCGGUGGUUUUUUAUCGGACGGCAAAAGGCCGCAUGUUAUGCUUGUUUCUGCGAGAGUUUGGCGCGUCUUAAAUCUACAACCUGAUCUGCGAUUGCCUGCGUUAAACGCGUUGCGUCACCAGAGCGGUCGGCGUUUGUCUUCUCAGUGUACUUGCAGCUUCUAGUUUCGCGUGCUCAAAGUCUGCAUUCUUUGCCCCUUGCGCAAAGAUUUCAAGGAAGCGAAAAUGGAGAAAUACACCUGUCUCGAGGCAAUCGGGGAAGGCGCCUACGGGACCGCUUUCCUCGCUCGCGAUUUCGAUGGAAACAAAUGUGUAAUAAAAGUCAUUGACGUUUCGCGAAUGACAGCGAAGGAACGACAAUCGUGCGUAACUGAAGUUCAGCUCCUUGCUCGGCUUGAGCACCCGUUUGUCGUUCGGUACCUUGACAGUUUCAUGGAAGGAAACACUUUGAACAUCGUCAUGAAUUAUUGUGCCGACGGAGACCUCGCAGGCGUAAUCGAAAAGCAAAGCCGGACUCGAAAGCCGUUCAAAGAAGCACAAAUUCUCCGAUGGCUCGCUCAGAUUCUCAUGGCUCUGAAACACAUCCACAGCCACAAAAUCAUUCAUCGAGAUAUAAAGAGUCAGAAUUUGCUCGUCGACUGGGACGGGCGCAUUCGCCUCGCUGACUUUGGCAUCAGCAAACUUCUGGAUUACACAAAUGCGCAAGCGAACACGUUCAUCGGCAGCCCUUACUACUUGAGCCCGGAGUUGUGUGCGGGAAACCCAUACGCGACCGCAAGCGACAUCUGGGCUGCCGGCUGCGUUCUCUAUGAAAUGGCUACUUUCCGAACUCCUUUUCACAUGGCCACCUCAAUCCCUGACCUCUGCUACAAAAUUCAGAACAUGCAGAUUGCUCCGUUGCCGGAAGUCUUCUCUUCGGAGAUCCAGGCCUUGGCAAAUCUCAUGCUCCAAAGAGAUCCCCGAAAACGCGCGAGUGCCGGGGAACUUUUGGAACGACCUUCCCUGCAGCACGCAGCCAUUCCGGUGCUCCUGAACGUCGCAGAUGCCUCUCAAAUGCCGAUUUGGCUUGCUGUGUAGCUGGGGGACUCCUGACCGUCUCUGUAUAUCGCCUUUACCCACCGCCUUGUAGAGCGUUUGACGUCUUGGGGAUGUUUUCACUUGCUGCACAUGCGUCGCUUCUUUCUCAGGCUGCUAUCCGUGAAAUGCUGAAAGAGACUAGGAGCAAAGGCAAGACGAUUUGAUGCGCAAAAACUGAAAGUCUGUCAGAGAAGCGAGGGAAAUGACGGAAGAUCGAACGGGAACACACACAGAAACCCACAACGAAAGGGACUCUGUGUCGAAGGACUGAAGAGAAACUGUCAGGUGAAGCGAGCAAGAGUGCACAGUCGGUCGGGCAAAAAGAGGCGAACGGGGAGAACGUGGAGGAAAGGUGAUUCACAAGACUUCUGGAACUGAAGAAGAAAACGAAGAGACGAGAAACGAGUCAAGAUCACAACACAUGCCCAGAGCGAUGAGCAGGCGGAGAGAAAUCAGGUGAUAUAGCGAAAGGAAGGAGACCCACAAGGAACAGUGAUCGAGCGGGAGACGACAGAUGAAGAGAUGUUUAUGUCAGCAAAGAUCACGCAGAGACAGAAGCUGUCGCUGCCUUCUUCGGUAUCUCUGAUAUCCCCACCCACACCCAUCUAAUGAUGCGACGGAACACCGCACACGGCCACAGCGAUAACAGGAACAGAAAUGCUUGUCAAUGCGGAGAAACAAGGAGAACCAGUAUCGAUGUAUCGGAGAGAAACAUUCGAUUCUUUCAGGAGUCUUUACAGAUCGCCUACAGUCCAACGCGUCUCUGGGCUCAUGUAAGAUGGGCCAAGCAGAAGACGCCGAUCUCGAGGCUUCUUUUUCACAACUUUGCCGGCGAAGGCCUCAAGAGCAGCUGAAAGCGCAUUCUUCUGACUGUCGGGCGGUCGCAAGAGCGUCUCUCUGCAGCAGAGCACUGCGACUCUGAGAAACGUCAAACGUGUAACCACUCUCGUUUAGCUCCCCAGACGUCACUGCAGUGCCGAAAAAAACCGGCGUUAGGAAACUUUCAGGUGUCUCAGAACUACAGUGUUUCUCGCCUUGCCGCAAUCGAGCCCCGAAAGCAACACCCGAAACGCAUGCACUCGAAAAGAAUUUAAAAAUUGCAUCUGGUAACGCCACUGAGUUUACUUCUAUCCUUCUGUGAGGACCCCAUCACAGUUCCAUGUACACAUACAAAUACACACAAAUCAAAACAUAUGUAUGUAUAUUUAUGCAUGUAUAUAUAUAUAUAUAUGCAUGUAUAUAUAUAUAUAUGUUUGCAUGUGCAGGGGCACGCACACAUCGGACGCUUUUAUGGUCGAUUAUCUGUAGCCAGAUCAAUGCAUCUUUGUUUAUCGGUAAACCCUAGGAUAAGAGCCGGAAAGACGAUGUUUUCCCGUUCGC